Messenger RNA from Cryptotermes secundus, 2375 nucleotides. RefSeq names its product mucin-5AC. The transcript has 9 exons. The coding region runs from base 24 to 2324 and encodes 766 amino acids. NCBI's taxonomy places the organism in Eukaryota, Metazoa, Arthropoda, Insecta, Blattodea, Kalotermitidae. The record is from RefSeq and is a predicted model, not a curated record.
CCGCGAACUUAAAACUCAUCCAAAUGGUCAAGACGUUACGUAACUUGCUUGGCAAGACGACCCACAUACUCGCACGCUUUCUUCGCUCGCAUUUCACGUUUAGCUUGGUUCGUAUUUGGACUUAUGGACACUCUCUGACGUCGUCACAGAGCAUGGCAAGCAGCAGCAGCACAGUCAGACAGACAGUUACCACCACGGUGCAGCAGAACCCUUCACUGGACAACAAUCUUGAUGCUCUGCUGGAGGACUUACAAACCAGUGUGUCACGACCACCUUCAUCUGCAGCAGUGAACGGCAUCACAAUUCCUGGCAGUACCCAAACAUAUCGUGAAGUCACUACCAGAACCAUACAGCAUGAUGGAGCGCCUGGAUACCAGGUGCAAUACCUGUCUGCAGCAAACCCAACAACAGUUGUUUCUGAAAGAGCUUCCAGUCCAGGAGUGGAGUUGCUGCAACAGCAGCAGCAAGGUGGAGGCAGUAUGACAACUUAUAAGACUUUGUCUUACAAGUAUAACACAAGCACCAACACCACCCAACCAAUAUCAGGGCUGCUUGUAGAUGGCAGCAGUGUGUCAUCAUCAGACCCUACAUCUGAUGCUCGACUGCAACAGAAUCUUAAUGAGCUGGACAGCCUGUUGGUAGACUUGCACCAAGCACAGAAAGCAGGCUUUGGCACAGACCAAGGUGGUGUUGUUUCUACAAGUGUAACCAGCACUCAGAAUAUUGAUCAAGGACUGCUGGAGCCUGUUGACCACAGCACACCCACACGCCAGCAUGCUCAGCAAGUGACACGUGUUGUCCAGCAGCGAACCUACACAGAUGUGGGGGGCACCAGUCCCUCUCCAGGUCGUUACCAGAACGAGCCACCUUCAAGCCCUCGGCUCCAACCAAAGCGUUCUUCGUCUACACAACGUGAACUCAUGUAUGGCACUGUUGAUACUCAGCAUCGCCCUGCCCGCUCUCCCUCCCCCAUGAGACACCCUGAUCCUUCUCCUAGGGUAGCCCAUCGAUCUGUGGUACAGAAGGAUACUUACUAUGAAUCAAAGGGUAGCAGCACCCCAAAACAAGAGCGCUAUCGAGACAAAUCACCAACAAACCGUCGUCUGCAAAAGGAGCUGUACUAUGAGACCUCUAAAUCUUCCACACCAAUUCCCCCAUCUCCACAACAUGAUCGCUAUAGAGAGACCUCUCCCCCAUCACAGAGAAGAGGAACUUCACCAGUUAGGCCUCUAAAUCAGAGCCCACCUGAUCUAUACACAGGCCAGCCAGCUGGGUCAUCCAGCAGGAUCACAACUGUUCGUACAUAUAAUUACAACAAUACUGGAAAUUCUGGUCCUUCACCAGUGCCUCCUGUAUCACAUUCUACUGCACCACUGCCAUGCCCUACUCCAAGAUAUACCGACCACAGCACUCAAGUUGUAGAGCUGACUCCAUCACCUUCACCUGUCAUCAACUAUAGUCCAGCCCCACAAACCUCAUCAGGAACAAAGGUUACCACCACAGUAAGAACAUAUACAUAUGAGCAUCCUGGUCAGCCAGGAAUAAAUCAUACAUAUCCACCUGGAACAAAUCAGUCAUAUCAAACAGGAACAGCCCCACAAUAUCUGCCGGGAACAAACCAACCACACCCACCUGGAACAGUCCAAUCAUAUUCUGAAAAUUACAGCCCUACAGAGCAUCCCAGUGAGCGCACAUUGACAUACCAAGUGUCACCCCGAGAGAAGGAGCCCCUGACUGAACCACCCCCAACUGUCAUCACCUACAAAUAUUCCAGCCACUCAUCACACAGUACCAGCUCCAAGUUUCCAACACAACCAGAGGAACAGCAACCCUUAUUGCCACGACCCUUCCCCACCCCUUCACCCACGCCAGCACCCAAUACCAACAGCCAGCCACCGAAGAGACUAGAUGACCUCAUGGCCUCCUUCUCAGACACUGAGUCAACACAUCAUUAUCCCACCGAGAAACAUACACAUCAGUCACCACCACCCUAUGCAGAAGGCAUUAAUGGAGUUGCCGUAGUGACACCUACACCAAAUGCUACUGCUAAAACUGCUUUGUCAGCUGCAGUCACAACAUCAGCAGCAGUAAAAGAUAGGCCAAAAACAAAGAACAUCACUGGGCCACCAGUCUACUACCCACCUGGGGUGGAGUUAUUUGCCAAGAAAGAGGAAUCUUUGGCAACACAGGGAAAGAAGGAAAGUGGUCGAUAUGAGUAUGAAUAUGGAAAAGAUAGCAAGAGCAAGAGUAGUAGCUCAGGUGGGGCAGCUGUUGUGCCUGUUUGCUUGCCUCUGUGCUGUGCCAUGCCUUGUGUCAUCAUGUGAGCUCUAUGAUAUAAGCACAGAAAUAUAAUGAAUCUGGCAUCAUACACAAUA